Eubalaena glacialis (North Atlantic right whale) is the source of this 1146-nucleotide messenger RNA. RefSeq names its product CDK-activating kinase assembly factor MAT1-like. Gene Ontology annotation, biological process: regulation of transcription by RNA polymerase II; positive regulation of cyclin-dependent protein serine/threonine kinase activity; nucleotide-excision repair. The record is from RefSeq and is a predicted model, not a curated record. Gene Ontology annotation, molecular function: cyclin-dependent protein serine/threonine kinase activator activity. Lineage: Eukaryota; Metazoa; Chordata; Mammalia; Artiodactyla; Balaenidae. Gene Ontology annotation, cellular component: transcription factor TFIIH holo complex.
AUGCCCCCAGCCUGGCCUCGGAAGGCUGCUGUGGAAAUUGCCUCCCCAGAGGGCGGGGAGAGGUGGGCAGCCGGACCAAGCUGGUGCGGAAGGUGUGAAAGUUGCGUGGAUUUACUCUUUGUGAGAGGAGCUGGAAACUGUCCUGAGUGUGGCACUCCACUUAGCAACUUCAGGGUACAACUCUUUGAAGAUCCUACUGUUGAAGUUGAGAUUCAGAAAAAAGUGCUAAAGAUAUACAAUAAAAUGGAAGAAGACUUUCCUAGUCUAAGAGAAUAUAAUGAUUUCCUGGAAGAAGUGGAAGAAAUUGUUUUCAACUUGACCAACAACGUGGAUUUGGACAACACCAAAAAGAAAAUGGAAAUAGACCAAAAGGAAAACAAAGAUGUCAUUCAGAAAAAUAAGUUAAAGCUGACUCGAGAACAGGAGGAACUGGAAGAAGCUUUAGAGGUAGAACGACAGGAAAAUGAACAAAGAAGACUAUUUAUACAAAAAGAAGAACAACUGCAGCAGAUUCUAAAAAGGAAGAAUAAGAAGGCUUUUUUAGAUGAACUGGAGAACAUCAAAAUGGGUCAACAUAUUUCAUUAGCACCCAUUCAAAAGCUUGAAGAAGCUCUAUAUGAAUACCAACCACUGCAAAUAGAGACUUGUGGACCACAAGUUCCUGAGCUUGAGAUGCUAGGAAGACUUGGGGUUCCCUGGUGGCGCAGUGGCUCCCCAGGUUAUUUUGAUGGCACAGGUUUUCCUGUGUGCACACUGACAGAGCUUCAGUCUAAGUAUCUGAGAGCAGUGUCCUGUCUCGUGGGAUGCACCGUGGCUCCCGUUUCUAGGUGGAGAACAAGCAAGGCGGCCCUCAGGAAGCUGUCUUUCAGCGGCUGGAGCUCCGCUUCACAGGCCCUGCUGUGUUGGGGGCACGGGGCCUUACUAGCAGGAUUUGAGCACCAAGCACCAAGCCCUCAGUACCCCGUGGAUCUGUCCUUGUUCCUCAAAGUCAGCCUUGGAAAACCAGAUGGUGCCGGCCUCCCUGUAGCUUGGGGUGCCUGGGCCCUGUGCUCCGGGGCUGAGCAGGCCACCCUGCCCUGGAGGGAGGGUACCAUGCAGCCAGGCCCUGCCAGCUGGGCCUCCUGCCUGUGGGGUGUGGGGAGUUAA